AUGAGCUCCUCAGGCUCAGCUCGCUCUGCCUCUUAUAAACCUCUUAGAAAGUCGGACAAAGAAGAACGCAAAGGGCUCUUGUCCAACACUGAAGAUGCUUUCAAUCCCGCCGAGGAAGACUGGAAAACAGAGCCCGAACUUGACGACCUCGACACAGACCGUGGCUGGUCUCGCAAGAAAAUUAUAUUUUCUGCCGUCGCGCUCAUGUUCCUACUCAUCACUGGCGUAACGGCGCGCACAUUUCUCCUCACCAACCGGAACAACCACCGUCCAGAAGACACUCACCCAAACUUACUCUUCCACGGCGACGGUUUGCGGUCCAAUGGAACGCACGACUUCAAGCGGACGGUGCUGAUAGUCUCCAUCGACGGGCUCCGGGCAGACUACCUCGACCGAGGUCUAACCCCACACCUUCUCGAUAUCAGCAAACAGGGACUCCGAGCCAAAUCUCUCAUACCUAUCUUUCCUACUCUAACUUUCCCAAAUCAUUGGGCAUUAAUGACUGGUCUAUACGCCGAAUCGCAUGGAAUUGUUGGCAAUAAUUUCUGGGACCCGAUCUCCAACUCUGAAUUCCACUACAAUCAAAUCUCGUCUGUUUGGAAUCCGACAUGGUGGCUAGGCGAACCAAUGUGGGAGACUGCUGGAAAGGCCAAGAUCAUCACAGCUAACCUGAUGUGGCCGGGUCCACCCAAGACUACCUCUAGCGCAAGCUCAACAUAUUUUGUUCCCUGGAAGGACAAAGUACCUCUCGCGGAGAAGCUGGACCAACUUCUUGCGUGGAUUGAUUUACCUCUAGAAACCCGACCACAACUCCUUAUGGCAUACGAGCCCUCUCUAGACCAAGCUGGUCACAAAGCAGGACCAAUGUCUGCGCUCGUGAACAAAACCCUCGCACAAGUUGAUAUCUUCGCAAAAGACCUCCAUAAUGCCCUUGUGGCCCGUAACCUGACCGAAAUCGUCGACAUCGUGUUCGUUUCUGAUCAUGGUAUGACGGACACAAGCCAUCCAGAGCUCAUCUACAUGGACGAUAUUCUCGGCUCGUCUGGUUACGCCUCGAUAGAACACGAAGACGGCUGGCCAGCAAUGGGUCUGCGGUUCUCUGCCUCGGCCAACGUAUCCCACAAUCUCGAGCUCUUACGUGCCGAGUCGGCCAAGAAUGGCGGUCGGAAAUUCGAGGUGUUCACGAAGGCGGAGAUGCCGAAAAGAUGGCAUUUUGCAAACAAUGAGCGCAUUGCCCCGAUUUACGUGGUCCCCAAGAUCGGUUAUGUCUUGACAUCGAAGAAGGAGGGUGAUGUGGGGAUGAGCAAAGGCAACCACGGCUAUGACAAUACCGCACAUUCCAUGCAGGCGAUGUUUGUUGCCCACGGACCGUUCUCUUCUGUCGUCAAAGUUCUUCAUCAAGGUCGCUCAAGUCACUUGAAGCGCAUUUUCGGUUUAUCGCGACCUAACAAAGGCUGGCAUUCAACGUCUGCCGACACGUAUGUGAUGGAGCCGUUCGAGAAUGUGCAAAUCUACAGUUUAGUCAUGCGGUUGUUGGGUGUGGACAAAGUUGCGCCAACCAACGGAUCUACAGCGUUUUGGGACAAGUACUUUUGA
Molecule: messenger RNA, 1596 nt
Organism: Mycena indigotica
Lineage: Eukaryota; Fungi; Basidiomycota; Agaricomycetes; Agaricales; Mycenaceae
Product: Type I phosphodiesterase nucleotide pyrophosphatase
Exons: 12
Coding region: 1-1596 (531 amino acids)
Biological process (GO): nucleoside triphosphate metabolic process
Molecular function (GO): ribonucleoside triphosphate phosphatase activity; nucleoside triphosphate diphosphatase activity
Source: RefSeq, a predicted model, not a curated record